Molecule: messenger RNA, 1877 nt
Organism: Misgurnus anguillicaudatus (oriental weatherfish)
Lineage: Eukaryota; Metazoa; Chordata; Actinopteri; Cypriniformes; Cobitidae
Molecular function (GO): protein binding
Source: RefSeq, a predicted model, not a curated record
GUUAUGUCAUUAAAAAAAACCGAAGCUGUCUGCACACAUUUACCCGCAGUUUAUUACCGAAUUUAACGCCACCGAUAUCUCAGAUAAACGCGAUAUAUCGCAUAUCCAGUGCAAACAGGUUUAUUUGUUAUGAAAGAAGACGCACUGUGAUGAAUGAGCAGUAGAGGACGCAGGUGAAUUAAUCCUCUGAUGCUCAUGAUGCGCUUAGUAAAUCCUGCACUAUUAACAUGUCGACACGUCAGAGUCAGACUGACCGGGAAUAUUACAUUUCUCCUGAUGAUGAGGGAAAACACGAAGCUCACAGUACACGCGAGCGAUGCGACAGACAGGCUACCGAAACAGAUGCCAAAUACCUGGAGCAGGAAAGCCCUGUGGAAUCUGUUGUGAUAAAGGAGGUUUCAGCUCAUGACUCUAUGCCAUCCCUUGCGAUUUCAGGAUCAAAGCAUCAAUUUUUUGAGGGUUUAAACUUUGUCACCAAAGAACAGCCAGAGCUAAAUCUUCAAUGCUAUACACAAACACCAACUUUGGCCUUCACAUAUGAGUCCACACCCAGUCAAAGACCCUUUGAAAUAAACCAGGACACACAAAACUGGACAUCAGAUUUAUUUUUUCAACCGGACAAGCAAACUGGUGUGAAUCUGUUGAAUCGGAGAGGUGAGGAAGCUGAGUGUUACGAUUUAGAGGAAAUGAUUCCAGCUGUGGUGAUCACUCAACCAGAGGAGGACUUGAACCAGUCAGAGAACACAAUGUUAUCUACGGUGGACAUGGUAUCCAGUAAUGUCAGUCCCAGCGAUAGCACCGAGUUCACCAGCAGUGAUCUGCAGUCUCUGAAGAGCGACACUGUAUCUCUCAUCUCAGGCAAAAGUGAUGAUCAAGAGGGGCCUGAAGAAGACACACAGAGCGUCACAGCAUCUUCUGUUAUGUCACUGUUUCAUCGGAUGCAGAUGGAUCCCGUUGAGAAGGAAUGGUUACGAUGUGCGGCUCUAGGAAAAUAUUCUGCCCUGUACAUACUCCUGCAGCAAGACAACACCCUUGUCUCCAAAAAGACGGCGCUCCACUGGGCGGCCAAGCAGGGCCGCGUGGAGAUGGCGGACAUGAUGGCGCGCUGUGGAGCGGACGUCAACCAGAGAGCGGGUUACACGCCACUUCAUCUCGCCUCUCUACAUGGACACUCCAACAUUAUCCAACUCUUGAUCAAUAACUACAAUGCCAAAGUCAAUAUCAGGGACUAUCAUGGCAAGAGAGCAGCUCAUUACUGGAACGGCAACAUGGAUAUUUUUUGCAAACACGGAUCGCAUUCUGGUGGCAGAUGGUCAGGAGGGAGGCGGGGCCAAUGUUACGCUCAGCUGUCAGCCCUUCUGUCUCGCUCACGGAGUCACAGCAACAUCAGUGUGAUGGGCGCCAGUCCUAUAAUCCGCAAGAACCAAUCACCUUCUCCCUGAUACCAAACAAACCCUCAUAAGCAUGUACUGUAUGUCAUGUAUUAAUGCCAUAUCAAACAACCAAUAUCAAUUACAGGUUUCAAUUUGACAUCUUUAACCAGGUCCAAAAAUGAAAGAGGUGUUAAAAAACCUUAAGAAACAAGAAAACGUUUGUAGCUAUGGAAUAUAGAAAAUUACACAUUUUUGUUUAAUAACUGGGUAGGCACUUAUGAAGAAGUGCAUUUAAGAAUGAAAGGAUGGCUACUUUAAAAGUCAAAUAUGAGAUUGAGUAGGCGUGUUUUAACUUUUGACUGGUGGUGUAUGCGCAUAUGUCACUUUCUUUUCUAAUGUAAAGUGAAUGGAAGCAAGUCUGCCUGACAGUUUAAAGGAUUUUAUUUGGUCAUUUAACCAUUCACAUCUGUUACCCCCAAGAAUCAAUAAACCUCCAUAUAAACA